GGGGGUCCGGGGCUGCCGCCGCCGCUGUCGGCGGCACUGGCGGGGCGGCGGCGGGAGCGGGAGGCUGCCGAGGAUAUCAAACUGGCUUAGGUCCAUGAAGACUAUGCUGGUGUCAAGCUCCUUCUAACUUGCCUCCAGGUCUCAGGAGCAAAGGAGACAGAGCAUUUUCCUUCUCAUUGGUUGGGAUCUGGAGGACAUCAACGUGGUGGUUGCUCCCUGUGAUCACCUCAAAGAAGGCUGAGUGUUGAGCCUGAAGAGUCAGUCCUCCUCUUGACACUGUGUCAGUAUGCAUCUGUAGAGAUCAACUCUGCUCCCAGAGAAACAUUUGCUUAAGCAACUGCACCCUAACACCAGAGUGAGAAGACUUUCUAUCCACAGUCUGCAGAGCAAGGAUGUCCUAGAAGAGAGAACAGCAGGAAGCAGUGAUGAAAUAUAGGAUGGACCUGAUCUAGUGAAUUACCUUUUCAUCAUCACACAAUCCAGCUUAAGCUGUACCUUCAGGCUUGACAGCCCUCGUCAUUCAUAAUUUGAGGUAUCUAAUUUGCUGGCCUGGAGUGAUGCAACAUAAUAUUUGUCCACUGUGAGGUGUCAACAUGACAACCAGCAGCCGCACAUGUCCCGUACCGGCCGUGAAUGGACAUAUGACUCACUAUCCAGCAGCACCAUAUCCCUUACUUUUUCCUCCAGUCAUUGGUGGACUGUCACUACCUUCCCUCCAUGGACUCCAGAGUCACCCACCAACUAGUGGAUGCAGCACCCCAUCACCUGCAACAGUUGAAACUCAGAGCACCAGUUCUGAGGAACUUGUUCCGAGCCCUCCUUCACCACUUCCACCCCCUCGUGUUUACAAGCCCUGUUUUGUUUGUCAAGACAAGUCAUCCGGAUAUCACUAUGGUGUCAGUGCUUGUGAGGGAUGUAAGGGCUUUUUCCGCAGGAGUAUCCAGAAGAACAUGGUUUACACAUGUCACAGAGAUAAAAACUGUGUUAUCAAUAAAGUUACCAGAAAUCGCUGCCAGUACUGCAGACUACAAAAGUGCUUUGAAGUGGGAAUGUCCAAAGAAUCUGUCAGAAAUGAUAGGAACAAAAAGAAGAAGGAACCUUCAAAGCAGGAGUCCACAGAAAACUAUGAAAUGACAGCAGAGUUAGAUGAUCUCACUGAGAAGAUCCGAAAAGCUCACCAGGAAACCUUCCCCUCACUCUGCCAGCUGGGAAAGUACACUACAAACUCCAGUGCAGAUCAUCGGGUUCGACUGGACCUUGGGCUUUGGGACAAAUUCAGUGAACUUGCAACGAAGUGCAUUAUUAAAAUAGUGGAAUUUGCAAAGCGAUUGCCAGGCUUUACAAGUUUGACCAUUGCAGACCAAAUAACUCUACUCAAAGCAGCCUGCCUGGAUAUACUGAUCCUUAGAAUUUGCACAAGAUACACACCAGAACAAGACACCAUGACCUUUUCAGAUGGCCUUACCCUAAACCGAACUCAGAUGCACAAUGCCGGAUUUGGCCCGCUGACUGAUCUCGUGUUCACAUUUGCCAACCAGCUCCUGCCUUUGGAAAUGGAUGAUACAGAAACAGGUCUCCUUAGUGCCAUCUGCCUAAUCUGUGGAGAUCGCCAGGACCUUGAAGAACCAAUGAAAGUGGAUAAGCUUCAGGAACCCCUGCUUGAAGCACUAAAGAUUUAUAUCCGAAAGAGACGACCCAACAAGCCUCACAUGUUCCCAAAGAUCUUAAUGAAAAUCACAGAUCUUCGUAGCAUCAGUGCAAAAGGUGCAGAACGUGUCAUUACAUUGAAAAUGGAAAUUCCUGGAUCCAUGCCACCUCUUAUUCAGGAAAUGUUGGAGAACUCUGAAGGACAUGAACCACUGACACCAACCUCAAAUGGAAAUACUGCAGAACACAGUCCCAGUAUCUCACCUAGUUCAGUGGAUAACAGCAGUGUCAGUCAAUCCCCUAUGGUGGAAUAAGACAUUUUCCAGCUACUUCAGACAUUCCUAAUACCUUAUGUACAGGGAUGAAAAGCAAGAAAAACAUUUUUACUGCUGCUUAGUUUCUGGACUUAAUAUAUAUCUAUAUAUGUAUAUAUAUAUAGAUAAACUCAACAAGGACCAAGAAAUUUUCAUAUGUAUCGAUAUAUACUCCUUGCUGUUUAAACUCUUAAAACUAGAAAAUGCAAACUUUUGAAACUCUAAAUCAGCCAUUUCAUGCAAAAAAAAAAAAAAAAAUAGUUAAGCUUCUGUUUUCUUCUCUGAACACUCAAUAUUGCAUGGUGACAAGACAGAUCUCAGUCUUCAAAUUCUGGUUGCAUUUCUGAUGACUUUGUACAUACAAAUGUAUGGCUGUACUCUCCAUACUGGAUGUUUGGUGCUUUCCUUUUGUCUCUCAUACCUAAAACGAUCAAGACACCAACCAUAGGACAUGGACUACUGUACACAUCCAGAGAAGGAAGUUGAAAGGACCGUCUGAUUUAGUUGAAAUACGAAAAUUUGUCCUUGCUGCCCUCAGUUUGCAUCUCCUUCCUUGUAAAAAGUAUACAAAAUGUCACUGCCCCAGCAGAAGAGGUAUCAGUAUCAGCAUUAACUGCCAGAUCAGUUAUUCAGAUGUCAUUUGUUCCACUGUUAAUGUCACUUUAAAGUUUAAAGAAGUGGUUUCUUAGCUGGCUGGUGACCUAGCUCCACAAUUACCUGCUCCAUUUCGACAGCAAUGCUAUAGCCUCCAAGGCAGAAACACUUUUCAGUGUUACCAUGUUUUUGUUUACUUGUUCACAAGCCAUUAGGGAAACUUCAUGGGAUGAUAACCAGCAGACUCACUUACAGCUUUUGAAUCGCUGAGUCCAGGGUAUUUCCUUAAGAAUCAACUGCCAGGAAUCAGCUGGGCUUUCCAGCCUUCCCGGUGCUAAGGAAGUGCAGCUAGGACUUCCAGAAACACAAGGAGAGAAUCUGCCUUCUUGGCCUUGUUAAAUCACCAUGAAGCAGAGUGAAAACUGUGGUAGAAUGGUUAACAGAUUUAAAGUGUCAGUUUCUUAGGUUUCAUUUAAAGCACUAGUGGAUUUUUUUUUUUAUAUAUUCUAGCAAGUCUGUGAUGUACUUUCACUGGCUCUGUUUGUACAUUGAGAUUGUUUAACAAUGCUUUCUAUGUUCAUAUACUGUUUACCUUUUUCCAUGGAGUCUCCUGGCAAAGAAUAAAAUAUAUU
Messenger RNA from Oenanthe melanoleuca, 3187 nucleotides. RefSeq names its product retinoic acid receptor beta (gene RARB). The record is from RefSeq and is a predicted model, not a curated record. The transcript has 11 exons. The coding region runs from base 594 to 1961 and encodes 455 amino acids. Gene Ontology annotation, cellular component: nucleus; transcription regulator complex. Gene Ontology annotation, biological process: regulation of transcription by RNA polymerase II; cellular response to corticotropin-releasing hormone stimulus; retinoic acid receptor signaling pathway. NCBI's taxonomy places the organism in Eukaryota, Metazoa, Chordata, Aves, Passeriformes, Muscicapidae. Gene Ontology annotation, molecular function: zinc ion binding; RNA polymerase II cis-regulatory region sequence-specific DNA binding; nuclear glucocorticoid receptor binding.